CGCCUCCUGGGAGGGUGAGAAGGGCCGGCCGCCGGACAGGGCUGUGGUCUUCCCAGAGCUGCAGACCCUCCCCUGAACCUGGCACUGGGACGUCUCACCCUCUCGCGGCACCUGUUGCAGGUGACAGCUCUGGGCCGUCGCGCGGGGUCUCUAACCUGCACUGUCUCCGGACCUCGGACCCUGGUGCGUUGGCUUCCCUGGCCUUGGCCAGUCUCCCACAGGCAACUCUGGUAGCUCUCCUUAUCUGGUUGCUUUGAAGAAAGAAGAGUAGAAGAAGUAGAAUAAGUCAUGUCAGAGAUACUGGACCUCUCUUUUCUGUCUGAAGUAGAAAGGGAUUUGAUCCUUAAUGUUCUACAGCGAGAUGAGGAGCUCCGGAAAGCAGAUGAGAAAAGGAUCAGGCGACUGAAGAAUGAGUUACUGGAGAUAAAAAGGAAAGGGGCCAAAAGAGGCAGCCAACACUAUAGUGAUCGGACCUGUGCCCGGUGCCAGGAGAGCCUGGGCCGUUUGACUCCCAAGGCAAACACUUGUCGGGGUUGCAAUCACCUGGUGUGUCGAGACUGCCGCGUUCAGGAGAGCAACGGUAUCUGGAGGUGCAAGGUGUGCGCCAAGGAAAUAGAGCUGAAGAAAGCAACUGGGGACUGGUUUUAUGACCAGAAAGUCAAUCGCUUUGCUUACCGCACAGGCAGUGAGAUAAUCAGGAUGUCCCUGCGCCGCAAACCUGCAGUGAAUAAAAGAGAGACAGUAGGACAGUCCCUCCUUUAUCAGACACAGAUGGGUGAUGUCUGGCCAGGAAGAAAGAUCAUUCAGGAGCAGCAGAAGGAGCCCAGUGUGCCAUUCGAAGUGCCAAAGCUGAAAAGUGGAAAGAGUGCACUAGAGGCUGAGAGUGAGAGUCUGGAGAGUUUCACAGCUGACUCCGAUAACACCUCCAGGAGAGACUCUCUGGAUAAAUCUGGCCUCUUUCCAGAAUGGAAGAAGAUGUCUGCCCCCAAAUCUCAAGUAGAAAAGGAAACUCAGCCUGGGGGUCAAAAUGUGGUAUCUGUCGAUGAGGGUGAAAUGAUAUUCAAGAAGAACACCAGAAAAAUCCUCAGGCCUUCAGAAUACACUAAAUCUGUGAUAGAUCUUCGCCCAGAGGAUGUGGGGCAUGAAAGUGGCUCCUUGGGAGACAGAAGCAAAUCUGUCCCAGGCCUCAGUGUGGAUAUGGAAGAGGAAGAGGAGGAGGAAGAGGAAGAAGACAUUGACCACCUGGUGAAGUUGCAUCGCCAGAAGCUAGCUAGAAGCAGCAUGCAAAGUGGCUCCUCCAUGAGUACGAUCGGCAGCAUGAUGAGCAUCUAUAGUGAAGCUGGUGAUUUUGGGAACAUCUUCGUGACUGGCAAGAUUGCCUUUUCCCUGAAGUAUGAGCAGCAAACACAGACUCUGGUCAUCCACGUGAAGGAGUGCCACCAGCUGGCCUAUGCUGAUGAAGCCAAGAAGCGCUCUAACCCAUAUGUGAAGACCUAUCUUCUGCCUGACAAAUCCCGCCAAGGGAAAAGAAAAACCACCAUCAAGCGAGACACCAUUAAUCCACUAUAUGAUGAGGUCCUCAGGUAUGAGAUCCCAGAGUCUCUCCUGGCCCAGAGGACCUUGCAGUUCUCAGUUUGGCAUCAUGGUCGUUUGGGCAGAAACACUUUCCUUGGAGAGGCAGAGGUCCAGAUGGAUUCCUGGAAGCUCGAUAAGAAACUGGAUCAUUGCCUCCCUUUACAUGGAAAGGUCAGUGCUGAGUCCCCGACUGGCUUGCCAUCACACAAAGGCGAGUUGGUGGUUUCAUUGAAAUACAUCCCAGCCUCCAAACUCCCUGUUGGAGGUGACCGGAAAAAGAGUAAAGGUGGGGAAGGGGGAGAGCUCCAGGUGUGGAUCAAAGAAGCCAAGAACCUGACGGCUGCCAAAUCAGGAGGGACUUCAGACAGCUUUGUCAAGGGAUACCUCCUUCCCAUGAGGAACAAGGCCAGUAAGCGUAAAACUCCUGUGAUGAAGAAGACCCUGAAUCCCCACUACAACCAUACAUUUGUCUACAAUGGUGUGAGGCUGGAAGAUCUACAGCACAUGUGCCUGGAACUGACUGUGUGGGACCGGGAGCCCCUGGCCAGCAAUGACUUCCUGGGAGGGGUCAGGCUGGGUGUUGGCACUGGGAUCAGUAAUGGGGAAGUGGUGGACUGGAUGGACUCGACUGGGGAAGAAGUGAGCCUAUGGCAGAAGAUGCGACAGUACCCAGGGUCUUGGGCGGAAGGGACACUGCAGCUCCGUUCCUCGAUGGCCAAGCAGAAGCUGGGUUUAUGAGUCCCUGUCCUCCUCUGCAUGUCCAGCCCUGGCCAGGGCAAGUCAGACGAAGUGAAGAAACCAAGAGCAAAGAUUUAUAAUUUAAAGUGUGUGUGUCGUGUUUGUGUGUGUACAAACGUGUAUUUCUGCAAAUCUCAUUGUGCUAGCUAGAGUGUUGCAGACUUGUUCCCCCCUUUUUAAAGCAGGCUCAAGAAUAAGGGUCUCUUCAAAAUGUUUUUAUUUGUGCAUAAUCUAGUAUAUUUUCAGAGUACAUUCUUUAUUAUCCCUUUAAGAGGUUUGAUGAACUUAAGUCUUUUGAAACAACUUUUUCUCUUCUGUUUUGCUCUCCUUGUUCCUACUUCCCCAGGAAGCCCUGGCUACCUUUGGCAUUAGUACCAGCCUGUGAUUCAAGGUGUGCCCGAUCUAAGCCAAGGCUCUGGGAAGCAGGGUUGGGUCACCAAAGACAGAGGGAUAUGGGAGAGAGGUGAGUGGUUCCUGUCCUUCCUUUCCAAUGUAUGCUUUUAACUCAUUUUCUACCUUGAUAAAUUUCUGGAACUUGGCUUUUAACUUUUCUUGUUUUUAAGUAGUUUCCACCUUGUUUGGGUCUAAUGCUUUUCUUGGAAAUACUAAGAAAAAUUCCCCAGCUUUUUCGAGUUCUAGAUACCUUUACUAGACUUUUGAGGGACUCUUAUAAUGGAGCCACUUUUGAAAAGCACUUUAAUUAGAUAAUGGCCUUCUGACUAAGUCAUGAAUAUGCCCAGCGAGAGCUUUUAGCUGCUCCCAGAGGACCUGAGUGACUGAGGGUAAAUGGUCUCAUAGCCCAUGGUGAAUUCUCUGUAUUUUAAUCUGAUACAGCAGAUCUUGGAGAGAGAGUGCCUUAUUUCUCUAAUGAAAGAUGAGACAGCUCACUCUCAUAUAGCACAUCUUUCUUAGUGUUUGUGUCUCGGGUGUGUUACCACACAGAAUAUGGUCUAUAUACCACUGUGUCAGCCGGAAGAGCCAAGUCUUGUCUAAAUUGGCCCAGUGUUUCUCCAGGCUGGGGAUUGUUAGGGCUCCAAGGGAAUGUAGACAGAGAAUCUCCCAGUUAUCCCGACUUCCCACCUGAUAUGGUUGCAAUUCCUAUUUUUGGUAUUUGUUUCCUAAACAUGACCUCCAUGUAUGGGUGUGGCAUUUUGAGGCUUUUCAAAGAUGGGCCUUGUCAGCUGAGUUUCAUUUUCUGGUACUCACUGAUCCAAAUCAACCUUUUUGUUCUUAUAAGUGUAUCUACACAGUGUUGUGUUGGGAGGAGUCUAUAUCAGAGAAGAAAUCCAUUUCCAUCGAGUCAGCUGCUAGCUGAUUUCCUGUAAGGCCACUGGAUUGAGGGCAGCUAUCGUGGUUUCUAUUGUAUGUGUGAGCUUGAAUGAAAGAAUGUUUUUAAAAGAUGAAUUUGGGGUGGAUUGAUACUAUAAUGGAAGGUAUAACUUGGGAUCCUGGGCUGUAACUUGCUCUUUUGUUUCCCACCCCCUGACAUGUAUGUGUGCUUCAAUAAAGCUUUCUCACUUGUCAAA
Microcebus murinus (gray mouse lemur) is the source of this 3839-nucleotide messenger RNA. Lineage: Eukaryota; Metazoa; Chordata; Mammalia; Primates; Cheirogaleidae. The record is from RefSeq and is a predicted model, not a curated record.